AUGCUAACCUGGCUAGAACGAUGGGGAUUAGGUGCAGUUUGUCGUGACUCCGAUGGCUACCUGGUGGCUGCUGCGACGUGGGAACUCCCAGGUUGUCUUGAUCCUUCCCUGGCUGAGGCGUGCGUGCUCUACAAAGCGACUUGGCUAGCGAUUGAGUGCUGCUUUCAGGAGGUGGUCUUUGAGAGUGAUAAUAGCAAAAUAAUUUCUCUCAUGAAUAGUGUUCGUGAAAUCCCUAGAUCCUAUUUGGGGAAUUUCAUUAGGGGUAUUAAGUGUAAUAAAGAUUACUUUAGGGGUUGUAAUUUUGUGCAUAUUAAAAGGGAAGCCAACAAGGCAACCCAUCUUUUAGCUUCUCUAGCCCCCUCAAAGCCCAAUAAGGUGUGGCUAGAAGAAUAUCCUUCUCCUAUUGUACAUAUUUUGACAUCUGAUUUGAAGCAAUAA
Trifolium pratense (red clover) is the source of this 438-nucleotide messenger RNA. RefSeq lists its product as uncharacterized. Lineage: Eukaryota; Viridiplantae; Streptophyta; Magnoliopsida; Fabales; Fabaceae. Gene Ontology annotation, molecular function: RNA-DNA hybrid ribonuclease activity; nucleic acid binding. The record is from RefSeq and is a predicted model, not a curated record. Bases 1 to 438 code for a protein of 145 amino acids. The transcript has a single exon.